Lotus japonicus is the source of this 1549-nucleotide messenger RNA. Its product is annotated as AT-hook motif nuclear-localized protein 5-like. Gene Ontology annotation, molecular function: minor groove of adenine-thymine-rich DNA binding. The transcript has 5 exons. The coding region runs from base 151 to 1254 and encodes 367 amino acids. Lineage: Eukaryota; Viridiplantae; Streptophyta; Magnoliopsida; Fabales; Fabaceae. The record is from RefSeq and is a predicted model, not a curated record.
CCAAGUGAAGUGUCACUCUUUGCUUCUCUUUCCUUUUCUUCUGCAGUGUUCAGUCAAAACCCUAGAUUUUCAAAUCUACCUUCAAUGUGUGAUCUUCUUUGAGCUUCUCAAUUUCCUGCAUUUUCCCUCAACAAUUUUCUCAGUAAAUGCAUGGAUGGGAGAGAAGCUAUGGCAUUCUCUGGUGGCUCUGCUCCGUAUUACAUUCAUAGAGGAGGGGUUGGUGCCUCUGAUCAAGGGACACAGAGUGGAGGCUUCCAACUCCAACCACCCUCUGGGUUCAGACCUUUGUCAAAUGCACGGUCUGGUUCUGCAUUUGCAGUAGACCAUCAACCUCAACAUGGCAGUUUUAGUCCUCAUGGUGGUGGUGGUGGUGUUAGCAUAGGUGGUUCUUCCUCUCCUGGUACUGGUACUGGUGGUGGUGGUGGUGGUGGUGGUGGUGGAGGAGUGUCUCCUUCAGGUGUGCCUGGGAAAAGGAAAAGAGGGAGGCCUCGGAAGUAUGCUCCUGCUGAUGGACAAGGACAGGUUUCUUUGAGACUCUCUCCGAUGUCUGCUGCCACUGCUAACUCCUCCCCGGGUUCGACAACGCCUUCCCAGAAAGGCCGUCGAGGGCGCCCACCGGGAAGUGGAAGGAAGCAACAGCUAGCUGCAUUAGGUGAAUGGAUGAACAGUUCUGCAGGACUAGCUUUUUCACCUCAUGUUAUCACCAUUGCAGCUGGGGAGGACAUUGUUGCAAAGCUGUUGUCAUUUUCACAACAGAGACCAAGGGCUUUAUGCAUUUUGUCAGGAUCUGGGACAGUUUCUUUAGUCACCCUGCGCCAGCCAGCUUCGACUAGUGUCGGUGUUACGUAUGAGGGCCGAUUUGAAAUACUGUGCUUGUCUGGUUCUUAUUUGGUUGCUGAAGAUGGUGGACCUCACAAUAGAACAGGUGGCAUGAGUGUUUCCCUUUCAAGUCCUGAAGGCCAUGUUAUUGGUGGUGCUGUCGCUAGGCUUAUUGCUGCAAGCUCUGUGCAGGUGGUAGUUUGCAGUUUUGUAUAUGGAAACUCUAAGCCAAAGACAACAAAGCAAGGGUCCACAACAAAAGAUGAGGAUGAUUCAGAGCCUCAGAGUAGUGAUAAGUUAGCUUCACCAGGCAGUGCUGCACCACCAAAUCAAAACUACACAGCAUCUGCAGCAGGCAUUUGGCCUGCAUCAAGGCCUCUAGAUAUGCAAAGUGCACACCAGCAACACACUGGUAUUGACCUGAUGCGUGGGUGAAAAUUUAUUAUGGAACAGAAGAGGCAUUGUGGGUUUGUGUAUAUACAUUAUAUAUAUAUUUAUCUCGUUGUAAAUUAACUGAAUUUGUGAGCAUUGUGACUCACCAUUGGUAGGUGAUAAGUUCGCACUAACCUAUGCUGUAACAAAUGGAUCGUUUCAGGGGUAAGUAACAAUCAUGAUUUAUGCCAAAAAAAAAUGUCUGGUGAAUGGAAUGCAAAAAAGUGAAGAUUGAGUGGAGUGUGUUGUGUUGAGUGCUAAUGGUACCUUGGAUUCAAGGUAAAUGAAACGCCCGUAA